This is a messenger RNA of Penaeus vannamei (Pacific white shrimp), 897 nucleotides long. RefSeq lists its product as uncharacterized. The record is from RefSeq and is a predicted model, not a curated record. NCBI's taxonomy places the organism in Eukaryota, Metazoa, Arthropoda, Malacostraca, Decapoda, Penaeidae.
CAAUGGGCAUGUCAGUUCGCACGAUGCUAGCCGUGUCCUUGGGCGCGCUAGUGCUGCUAGUGCUCGCCCAGCCCGCCCCUGCUAUCACCAUCCAUCCGGCCGUCCUCAAGAACUUCGUGGGUCCGUACCGCAAGCCCGGCGAGCCCGUGCUCCGCGGCCCGUUCUUCGACCGCUCGCGCGUCGUCCGGCAGCGCCUGAUGAAGCCCGUGUCCAUCCUGGCGAGGCGGCCGGAGGCGGAGGUGUCGCCGCAGGAGAUCUUCCUCGGCGCCGUGGAGUCCCCCGCGCAGCCCGAGGAGUGGAACAGAUCACUCAGGUCCUGCGCCGACACCGGAUCAUGCGCCCAGAAUGUGGACAACACCCUCAACUAUCUCAUGCGCAUGAUGGAGACCGGCCGACGCUAAGAAGACCAUGUUCAUGUUUAUUUGUGUUCAUUGUUAACAGUCAUGACUACUAGGACGAGCCAAGAGUAGAGGUUGAUAUCUACAAAGCCAAAGUCCGAGACGCUGCGACGUUUUCGGACGAGAUUUUUUUCAAAGUGAGCGUGUCUUUUGAUGACUGCGUCCGGAACUGGACUUUCGGCCUAGACUUAACCUUGCGAGCCUUGUUGUAAUCACUGCUAGGAUGAUUUCCUUGUAUCUAACAUUAUUCAACAUUAUUUUUUAUUCUUCAGAAUAAACAGAAGUAAUGCUACUUCUUAUAUUCUAGUCUUAUGGUAAUCCAAAUGUUAUUCUUAUGACUAAGAAGCCCAUAACACAGAUUUUUGACAAGGUUGUAGACAUAGUCACCAAUUCCUGAGUUUACAUGUAAUGAAGUUCGGGCUGGAUGAGAACACUAUAAGAUCUAAACUAUCUGUAAAAUAGAGCAUAGAUGUGAAAAAAAUAAAUAAAGGGAAAUUAU